GGAAGGCGCGGCUGACGUCGUAAACCCCACCCUCGGCGGCUCCAGUGCUGCACGUCGUGUGUUGUUAUGGGGCUGGAGGAGGGUUGGAGUCAGUGAAGAUGGAGGAGGCUGAGGGAGAGCGAGAGGAGCAGGAGCUGAGCAGUCUGUUAUUGGACAGUACAGUGGAUUUUGCCUCAACCUUCCACCAGCUUGUGGCAAAGUAUGCCCCCACCUUAUACACCAAUGGCCUCCAUUCUCAAGUGGACAAUCAGGAGCAGUUAUUUCAAGCAAGUAUCCUAACGCUCAUAGAGUGGCACCUGUUUGGAGAGGACCCUAAAUCCUUUAUGGAGAAAUUGCGUGGGAGUGAUGCACCUCCUCUAUGCGGUAAGGUGUUUCGGAGUGGAGAGACCACAUACUCUUGCAGGGACUGUGCCAUUGAUCCAACCUGUGUUCUGUGCAUGGACUGCUUUCAGAACAGUGUUCACAAAAAUCACCGGUACAAGAUGCACUCCUCAAUGGGAGGGGGCUUCUGUGAUUGUGGUGACACCGAAGCUUGGAAGUCUGGUCCAUACUGCAAAAUCCAUGAGCCUGGUGCUUCAGAUCAGGAUACUGGAUUUCGAUUAACGGAAGAGCUUUUAUCCCAGACUAGGAAAGUGUUUCCCGUUGUCAUACAGUACAUUGUGGACCUGCUUAUCUGGGAGGAACAGAAGAGCCUGCCAGCCUGUCUGAAUAUGGGCCCAAGCAAAUCAGACCGUUACUACUGUGUGCUAUACAGCGAUGAACACCACUCCAAUGAUCACUUUAUCUACAGUCUGCAGAGAUCCCUGGGCUGUGACAUAAAGGAGGCCCAGGCAAUUACCAAUGCGGCUGAGAGAGAGGGCCGUACAACUAUUAAAGAAGGCACUUUAGAUGAAUGUCAAGAAAUUGCAGAAAAGCUCAAGACAUAUUCUGAAAAUGUGUCUUUGCGGCCUCUACGUGUUGAAGUUCUUAGUUUUCUGGUAAUGGCACAUCAAACGUCUGCAUGCCGUCUUGGCAUCUGGUUGAACAAGCUUUUGGCCUACUCAAGUGACUUUCGUCAGAUCUUCUGUCAGGUGUGCUUGGAGCCACAAACAACCACCCUGAAAGAGCUGUGCCAUGUCAGUUUGUUUAUCCUUAGUGACGCCAAACUUCAUAAAGGCUUCAGGAAAGUGCUUCAUGAUCUGAUCUUCAGCAGUUUUUUCAUGGAGAUGGAGUACAAGAAAUUAUUUGCCAUUGAGUUUGUGAAGCGUUAUAAGAAAGUUCAAAAGGAAUACAUGGAUGAUGAGCGAGACAGAAGCAUCUCUGUCACAGCCAUUUCAGUGCAAGUGUUCACUGUUCCCACUCUGGCUCGGCUGCUGAUUGAAGAACAGAGUGUAAUGAGAGUUAUCACGGAGACCCUUCUGGAGGUCCUUCCCGAGUAUCUAGACCUAGAAAACAAGUUUAAUUUUCAGGGGUACAGCCAGGAUAGAUUCUGCAGAGUGUACGCCAUCAUCUUUGACCUCAAGUAUAUUCUUAUUAGCAAACCUACUUCAUGGACAGAGAAACUAAAAGAAAAAUUUGUAGAGGGAUUUCACUCUUUAUUGCGUGUUUUGUCUUGUAUGCAGGGCAUGGAGGCAGUAAGCCGAAUGAUAGGACAGCACGUGGAGAUGGAUUCUGACUGGGAGGCUGCGAUAGCCAUGCAGAUGCAGCUGAAGAACGUACUGCUGUUAAUCCAGGAGUGGUGUGCCAGCAAUGAAGAUGUAUUGCUGAAGACCUACAAGGAUUGUCAUCGCAGUGUCCUUCAGUGCUUUAAACCAGCAGCCUCUCCGCCGAAGACACUUGUGGAGAUGUGUGGUCAUUCCUAUCAAAGUUAUCCAUUUAAAGUCUCUCGGGAUCCUGUCAGCAUACAUCUGCCCCUCUCCCGGAUGUUGGCAGGUUUACAUUCACAAAUGAGUAAAACGGGUCUCAUCACAAAACUGCCAGAACUUAUUUCCCCUGAUGACUUCCAGAUGGAACUUCUCAUUGAAAGUCCAUUGCGAUGUCUGGUGCUUGCUGGUCAAGUAGCAGCUGAGAUGUGGAAGAGAAAUGGCCUCACAAUAUUAAGCCAGGUUUUCUACUAUCAGGAUGUGAAAUGCAGGGAAGAGAUGUAUGAUAAAGACAUUGUGAUGUUGCAGAUUGGGGCAUCAUACAUGGAUCCAAAUAGUUUCCUGCUAAUGGUGCUGGACAGAUAUGAGCUUGUAGAGGCUUUGUCUAAAGUUUCUAUGCCAUCCAAAGACUUGGACCAGGCGAGGCAGUGGAACAGUCUAAUUGAGGAAAUGCUACAUGUUCUCAUUUGCAUUAUUGGUGAACGGUAUAUGCCGGGUGUCAGCAAUGUUACCAAAGAGGAAUGCAUGAUGAGAGAAAUUAUCCAUCUCUUGUGUAUUGAACCCAUGGCUCACAGUGCCAUUGCUAAAGCCUUGCCAGAAACUGAGAAUACCGACAUUUGCUUGGAUGUUCUUAUCAACAAAGUGGCUAAUUUUAAAAAGCCAGGGGUAUCAGGACAUGGAGUUUAUGAACUAAAGGAUGAAUAUCUUGACCAAUUCAAUGUGUUCUUCUAUCAUUACACCAAAACCCAACGCAGUAAGGCUGACCACACACAGAAAAAACGGCGGAAACAAGAAAAUAGCUCUGAAGCGUUACCACCUCCACCUCCUCCAGAGUUUACUCCAGCUUUCCAGAAUGUCAGUAACCUGCUGUGCUGUGAUGUGAUGAUGCACCUUCUCCGGACUAUCGUACAGAGGGCAGCAACACAGGAUGCAAUCUUGUGGACUGAAGGCAUGAUACAAAUGGCGCUUCAUAUUAUAGCUCUGGGUUUGAUAGAAGAAAAACGUCAGCUACAGAAGGCUGCUGAGGAGGAAGUGACAUUUGAUUUCUAUCACAAGGCAUCACCAGGAAUUGGAAGUUCAGAUGUGAAUUCCUCAAGUCUUGUGACUGUGCUAGAGAAGCUGAAAGCUGUGCCACAACUGGAGGCCCAGAAGGACAUGAUAAGCUGGGUAUGGCAGUUGUUGGAAUCUGUGAAAAGGCUACGUGAGAAAUCUGGCCAGACAGCAAUCGCGAUGUACUCCUCUGAUGCUGGUAAAGUGGAUGAGGGACAGAGCGCCCAAGACAAAGAGAAAAGAAAACGGAAGGCAGAAGCAGCAAGACUUCACCGCCAGAAGAUCAUGGCACAGAUGUCUGCUAUGCAAAAGAAUUUCAUUGAAACAAACAAACUUUUAUAUGACACCGCUCAGGAAGCACAGGCGACCUCCAUUCCCAUGGAGGAGAAUUCAUUAACAGUUGUCGGAGGUUCCAGAAUUGCUUUGGGUCCCAAGCGUGGGCCAUCUGUGUCUGGAGAAGAAGUCCUUACUUGCAUCCUUUGCCAGGAGGAACAAGAAGUGCGGCUAGACAGAUCUACUAUGGUGCUGACUGCCUUUGUGCAGAAAUCUACCACCCUGUCGCAGUCCCGAGGCAUUACUUUCAUACACUCAGGUGAAACAUAUAAUCCACUAUUCACCAGCCCCGAAUUGUCUUGUGGAACCCACACAGGAAGCUGUGGCCAUGUGAUGCAUGUCACCUGCUGGCAGAAGUUUUUUGAGGCCAUGCAAGCGAACAUACAACACCAUCUUCAUGGAGAUAUGAUCUAUGACCUUGGAAAUGGAGAAUAUUUAUGCCCGUUAUGCAAAUGUCACUGCAACUCUGUUAUUCCCAUCAUCCCAAUUGUGGCAGAGCAAGUUAACAGUGCUGAGGCCGAAUCAUUGGGAGAGGUACUGUCAUUGUCUCGCUGGUUGGAUGUUGUUGGGACCAGGAUAUCGGGUUACAAUCUGAAAAUCUCAAAAGGGGAAAAGUCAUUAUCACCUCAAUUUCUUAAAAGUGAAGACAGUCAAAGUUAUGAGUUCAGAUCCAUCCUGAGCUUUGGAGUACAGUCACCGCCGAAAUAUUCUGCUAGCACAAAAGAAAUACUGGCCCAUUUUGCUGAAACUGUCUACUGUGUAGGUCUGAACGUUCCACCUAACGGAAGCGACCCGCGUGUGCCCGUGAUGACCUGGAAUACAUGUGCAUUUACCAUACAGUCUAUAGAGAGUUUACUAAGGGAUGACGACAAACCUUUGUUUGGUUCCCUGCAGAACCGGCAGCAUUCUGAUCUUAAAACCUUAGUGAAAUUUGCUGAAGCACAAAGAGUCACGUGUCAUCAAACUACAAUACAGAGCCAUCUUGUGCAGUUACUUACAGUGUUCUUGCCUAAUAUAAAGCUUGAGGGAACGCCGUCCUUCCUGUCUGUGGAUGUGUUCCAUCUUCUGGUGGGGUCAGUUUUGGCCUUUCCAUCUUUAUACUGUGAAGAAGGUGUGGGGCUGCACCCAUCGUCUUUAAUCUCUUCAUACAACCAUCUCUACCUCUUCCAUCUGCUCACAAUGACUCAUAUUCUACAAAUCAUCUUCUCUUCAGCCACAGACUGUGUGCCAUCUGCCAUGCCAGGUGACUGUGAAGAAGCUCAUAGUGCAGCUGCCCUGUGUCAGGACCUUUCACUGCUCAUUACCGGCUUUAGAGCAGCUGAUCUUCCAGGCUGGUAUAUCUGGGACUGCGUGAAGAAGGGUAUUGUCCCUUACCUGCGGUGCUGUGCUCUGUUCUUCCACUAUUUGCUGGGAGUGACUCCACCAGAUGAGUUGAAGUCCUCAUUGGCUCCAGAAGAGCAGCUGGAGGCUCUGUGUAGCUACCUCUGUCUCCCUACUAAUUUACUUGUCCUUUUUCAAGAGUACUGGGACACCGUGAAACCACUUAUUCAGAGGUGGGGAUCUGACCCAGCUGUUCUUAGCGUCCUCGCUGGUAAAACAAGUGCAAUCAGGUACCCAAGGAGUCUUAACACCUUAACGGAGCUGCCUGAAGAUUACAGCAUUCUGCUCAAUCAAGCUUCCCAUUUCAGGUGCCCGAAAUCCCAGGAUGCUGAACGUAAACACCCAGUGAUGUGUCUUCUGUGUGGGGCCAUACUGUGCUCUCAGAACACUUGUUGUCAGGAGGUGGUCAAUGGAGAGGAGCUGGGGGCUUGCACCGCACAUGCAUUGCACUGUGGAGCUGGAAUCUGUAUAUUCCUCAAGAUUAGAGAAUGUAAAGUUGUGCUUACUGAAGUGAAAACAAGAGGCUGCUUGUACCCAGCACCAUAUCUGGAUGAAUAUGGAGAAACUGACCCUGGUUUAAAACGUGGGAAUCCACUACGACUCUCCCGUGAAAGAUACCGAAAGCUGCACCUCAUGUGGCAACAGCACUGCAUCAUUGAAGAAAUUGCACGUAACUUAGAAAUAAGCCAGACAUUUUUUGGCUUCAAUUGGAGUCUCCUUUAAAUGUCUGUUUAGGUGCAAUUGGGACAAGCUUUAAUGAUCCCUCUUCACAUCCCAAUGACUGCAAUGUAUGCAAAUAUAUUUUUUUACUUGGAUAAUCACAAAAUUAUAAGAGGAUUCCCCGCACCAACGUAAAGAGAAGUCAAGACAUGCUGCAAACCGUGUUUUAUAUGUUUAUGUCAGUUCUCAUUUUAUUAGUCCAGCGUUGCCAACUAUACCUGGUUUGAUAAUGCAAUUAAUGGUUAUUUUUUCAUGUGUUUUUAUAAAAAAGAAAAAAAAAGUAAUAAAGCUUUUGUUUGAAAACAUA
Bufo gargarizans (Asiatic toad) is the source of this 5631-nucleotide messenger RNA. It is a transcript of the gene UBR1, whose product is annotated as ubiquitin protein ligase E3 component n-recognin 1. The transcript is spliced from 48 exons. Lineage: Eukaryota; Metazoa; Chordata; Amphibia; Anura; Bufonidae. Gene Ontology annotation, cellular component: cytoplasm; ubiquitin ligase complex. Gene Ontology annotation, biological process: protein ubiquitination; ubiquitin-dependent protein catabolic process via the N-end rule pathway. Gene Ontology annotation, molecular function: zinc ion binding; ubiquitin protein ligase activity. Bases 99 to 5327 code for a protein of 1742 amino acids. The record is from RefSeq and is a predicted model, not a curated record.